Molecule: messenger RNA, 2642 nt
Organism: Triticum aestivum (bread wheat)
Lineage: Eukaryota; Viridiplantae; Streptophyta; Magnoliopsida; Poales; Poaceae
Product: putative pentatricopeptide repeat-containing protein At3g08820
Exons: 2
Coding region: 137-1882 (581 amino acids)
Biological process (GO): RNA modification
Molecular function (GO): zinc ion binding; protein binding; RNA binding
Source: RefSeq, a predicted model, not a curated record
UCAAGUCCGCUUCCCGCCUCACCAACCCUCUCUCCGUCGGCGAGCAGCUCCACGCCCGCUCCCUCAAGCUCCCCUCCCACUCAAACCCCUACGUCCUACCGAAAAAGGCUCACGCCCCGCUUUAUAGAUAAAGCCAAUGCCAAAGCCAACAUCCACAAGGUUCACACCACCAAGGUUCACACACACACAUAGUCCAGGAACAAACAAGCAUCAAGGGUUAGUGCUGAGGGCACAGCUCAACAAGCCCAACACACACACAAACCCCUACGUCCUCACCUCCCUCCUCAACCUCUACGCGAAAUGCGACCUCCUGGACCAUGCGCGGAGCGUGUUCGACGAAAUGCGCUGCCCCAACACGGUCUCCUGGACCGCGCUCAUCACCGCGUACAUGAACGCGGGGCGCGUCAGGGAGGCCGUCGCCGUCGCCAGGGACGCGUUCGCGAGCGGGAUGCGCCCGGACAGCUUCACCGCCGUGCGGGUCCUGACGGCAUGCGCCCGGGUCGCGGAUUUGGGCACUGGGGAGGUGGUGUGGAGGGCGGCACAGGAGGAGGGGGUUGCGGGCAGCGUGUUUGUGGCAACUGCGGCGGUAGAUAUGUACGUCAAGUGCGGCGAGAUGUCAAGGGCAAGGGAGGUGUUCGACAAAAUGCCGGAGAAGGAUGCUGUAGCUUGGGGUGCUAUGGUCGGGGGAUAUGCUUCGAACGGGCACCCCCAAGAGACUCUGGAGCUCUUCUUUGCAAUGCAGACUCAGGGAGUGAAGCCAGAUUGCUACACGGUGGUUGGGUCGCUCUCAGCUUGCACACGGCUGGGUGCACUUGAUAUGGGACGGCAGGCAGUCAGGACGAUGGACUGGGAUGAGUUUCUUGACAACCCAGUUCUAGGGACUGCGCUAAUUGAUAUGUAUGCCAAGUGUGGGAGCACAGGCGAGGCUGUUGUGUUCCAGCAGAUGAGGAAGAGGGACAUUGUUGUUUGGAAUGCGAUGAUCUUGGGGCUGGGCCUGACUGGGCAUGGUAAGAUUGGAUUUGCCCUUGUCGGCCAGAUGGAGAAGUCAGGCACGAAACUGAAUGACAAUACUUUCAUCAGCAUUCUCUGCAACUGUACUCAUACCGGCCUUGUAAAAGAUGGACGGCGGUACUUCCAUAACAUGACUCAGUUAUACAACAUCACACCUAGGAUUGAGCACUAUGGUUGUAUGGUCGACCUGCUCAGUCGCGCUGGGUUGCUCCAGGAAGCCCAUCAGCUUAUUGAUGAUAUGCCAAUGCAGGCAAACGCUGUCGUGUGGGGAGCACUUCUUGGUGGCUGCAAGAUUCACCGAGACGCAGAGCUUGCAGAACAUGCCUUGAAGCAGCUCGUCAUGCUAGAGCCCCGGAAUUCAGGGAAUUAUGUCAUGCUCUCGAACAUAUACUCUAACAGCAACAGAUGGGAGGAUGCUGCAAAGCUUAGAUCGGACAUGAAGGUGAAACGGGUUGAGAAGGUCCGUGCAUAUAGCUGGGUUGAGUUUAGUGGUAAGGUCCACGAGUUCCGUGUUGGAGACAAGUCGCAUCCCCACAUGGAUCAGAUUUACCAAAAGCUAGAUGAAUUAGGCAUGGAAAUGAAAACUAUGGGUUACAAACCAACUACAGAUGUGGUGAUGUUCGACGUUGAAGAUGAGGAGAAGGAGCACACUCUAGUUUAUCACAGCGAGAAACUUGCCAUUGCAUUUUGCCUUCUCACUACCCAACCAGGGGAGGUCAUUAGGGUCACCAAGAACCUUAGGGUAUGCACCGACUGUCACACUGUUAUCAAACUAAUAUCAAGGAUAACUCAUCGGGAGAUCAUUGUUCGGGAUAACAAUCGGUUUCAUUGUUUCAAAGAUGGUUGUUGCUCUUGUAAUGACUACUGGUAGAAAUAGAGAAGUGGUGUGUAGUUACAAUUUUGAGCAGGUUGGAGUCCCUUUGACUACUAAAUUUGAGCCAGCUAGAUAGGCAAUUUUCACUUGAAAGACAAGAGCUUCAGGACUCUUGUAUUCCACCAAAUGAGAAUAAGAAUGAGAGCAAGAAGGGGCUAUCUUUGUGAAGGGACCGGCACCAGAAAGUAAAUCAUAUGGCCUUUCUAUCGUCAAAAUCAAGUCAAGCCCCGGCCAAAGAAAUGCAGCAAAGCAAGUCGUCUUUGGUUUGGAGCUAAAUUCAUGGAUGUAUAGGCUUGAUAGAGUGCCCUAUCUGAACGCGCUGGACGAACUGCACGCCGUCUGGUAGUGAUGCUGGAUGGUGCUCUGUGGUGACUACAGGGGGCGUUGGAAUCGGGAAGCCAUAGUAGGCAAGGACACCCUGGGGACAAACAUUGUUUCCAUGAGUAAUGAGUUGAAGAAACAUAGUGUCACUUCUAACUGCUAGUGGUAACAAAACAAUGCAACUGGUAACUAUUGUUGGUUUUGUUUGCAGAACAUUAUAGGCUUAUAGCAGCACGACAAGGCUGAGUCUAUUUUUUUAGGAUAAAAGGAAGGCUAAAAUCUUGACAUAAGCUUUUGCAUAAGUGUGCAGACUUGUACUUGAUACAUCUCUAAUAAUAAAAUGUUCAUAGCCUUUUUAAAUACCUCUUUGUGGGAGUACUAAUUAGAAUCUGAAAAAAGAGAGAAACAAGCCUUUGAAAAAAAGUUGAAACUAGUA